AUGAUUGAUCAAUGUACAUUUGGUUUUCGUUUUGUUAAAAAUGAGUUGCGUACUUGUUCACAACCUGCUGUUGCUUGGCAGCUUGAUUUAUUUGGACAUGGACGAGAAAUCAAUUCUUUAUUUGCUCAAAUGGGUUAUGAUGCUAUUUUAUUUGGUCGUCUGGAUUAUCAAGAAAAGGAACAACGUACAACUGAAAAAACAUUACAAAUGAUCUGGAAAAUAAAUGAAAAUGCUCCGAAGAAUGAACGAUGGUUAUUUACUGGAAUUCUUCCCAAUCUAUACCAUCCACCAGAAACAUUAGGCUUAAGAUCGGAUAUUGCAGGUAGUUUAUUGAGAUCGUCUGAUGUUGAUACAAUACAAGAAUCGGCUAGUGUGUAUAGUAAGAAUUUGCUGGAAGCACUCAAAAUUCAGCAAAAAAAAUAUAAUAGUAGUAAUAUAGUUAUUCUAUAUGGUGGUGAUUUUGAAUAUGAAGAUGCUACACAAUAUUUUCAAAAUAUUGAUGCUAUGAUUGACACUAUUAAUAAUAUACAAAAUACAACAAAUGAUGAAAAGAAAUUCUAUGUACAUUAUUCAACACCGACAUGUUUUCUUCAUGCUUUAUCACAAGAAAAGCGCUCAUGGCCUGUACGUGAAGGUGAUUUUUUAUCAUAUGCACAUCGUGCACAUGCAUUUUGGACCGGAUUCUAUACAUCAAGACCCGGUAUCAAAUAUUAUGAACGCUCAUUAGGAGCUUUCUAUCAAUCUCUUCGACAACUGAGUAUUGUUGCGAAUCAGAUUGACUUUCAUGGUUUAUUCGAAUUAGCAGAAAUCAUGAGUUUAUUGCAGCAUCAUGAUACCAUCACGGGUACGAGUCCAAUGGUUCAUAUUGAUGAUGCUCUUCGACGAAUGCAUCGAGCAGAGAAAAAUGGACAAGCAUUAGCUUUGUCACUCUAUCAACAUAUUUUAACACCAUCAAUGACAACAAAUUGGUCUACGCCAUUAAUUUUUUGUCAACUUAAUGAAAGUUAUUGUAAACCGCUUGCUGACAUCGACAAAUUUUCUGCAAUUGUUUACAAUCCUUCAUCAAUAUCUAAUCAAGUUUGGAUACGUAUUCCCGUUGCAGAACAACAGACCAUCAGUCUCGAUGUUGAUAAUGUAAAGAAAUUUUCAAUUGAUGCUGUAGAAUUUGGUACUAUCGGUUUAUCACCUAUGCAUGAAAGUAUUCCAAUCGUUCAUAAACGUGAUCAAUUACAAGAAUUAAUUGUUCGUGUUCAUGUACCACCAUUAAGUUUACAAGCUGUUCCAUUUAUCAUAUCAAAGCAAAAACAAAAUGUUGAACAAUUAAUCAUGGCAACAUCAAGUUGUUCAAUUGAAAAUCAACAUUAUAUAUUAAAAGUCAAUGAACGAGGUGUAAUCAUUUCAUUACAAGUGAAAUCAAUUAAUAAAGAAAUCGAUUUCACACAACAUUUUGGUUAUUAUAUAAGUUCUCCUAGUGACGACAUAUCAGCUCAAGCAAGUGGAUUGUAUGUUUUCCGUCCGAUUGGUACAAAUCCACCACAAAAAGUUAAUAUAACACACUUUUAUUGUUUUAAACGUAAAGGUUAUGAAGAAAUUAUUCAAGUUUAUUCAUCAUAUGUUUAUCAAGCAAUUCGUUUACUUGAUAAUUCACCAUAUAUUGAAUUCGAGUGGAUUGUUGGACGAUUACAUAUGAAUGUCGAAUUAGUUACUUCCUAUCAAAGUAAAGAUCUUAAUAAUAAUGGAAUCUUUUAUACAGAUUCUAGUGGACGAUCAUUAAUGAAACGAAUACGAGAUCAACGUGAUGGAUAUCGUUUUAAACAGAGUGAAAAGAGUGCUGGUAAUUAUUAUCCAUUAGUAACUGGUAUCAUGAUCAAAGAUGAAAAACAAGAUUUACAAAUGAGUAUAAUUACUGAUCGAGCACAAGGUGGUGGUAGUAUAAACGAUGGACAAGUUGAAAUUAUGCUCCAUCGACGUGUCUUAACUGAUGAUAGUCUUGGUGUAUCCGAAACUCUCAAUGAGCCGGGUAUUGAUGGUCAAGGUUUAGUUGUUCGAGGUCGUCAUCUAUUAUCAGUAGCUAAACCUGAUGAUAGUAUGCAAUUCUUUCGUGAAUAUGCAUUAAAAUCAGUUUGGAGGCCAAUAAUUGCUUUUCGAAAUGAUAGUAAUGAUCAACCUCUUGAUUAUAAAACAUGGUCAUUAUUAAAAACUGAAUUACCUCCACAAGUAAAUAUUCUAACAAUAGAACCAUUAAGUCAAAAAGAAAAUAUUUUAACGAUUCUUUUUCGUAUUGAACAUAUUUAUGAUCGUAAUGAACAUUCCAAAUUAUCAAAAUCUAUUUCAAUUCAAAUUCAUAAAAUUUUUAAUAAGUAUAAAUUACUUAAAGCUAACGAAGUAACAUUAGGUGCAAAUAUGAAUAAAAAUGAAGCAUAUGAUCGAUUAAAAUGGACACUAAAUUCAACAUAUGAAGAUAAAAAUGGAUAUAAAGAAACGCCCACUUUUGAUGGACAAAUCAUUCACUUAUAUCCCAUGCAAAUACGAUCGUUCAUUAUUAAAUUAACAAAACAUUAA
Messenger RNA from Rotaria sordida, 2562 nucleotides. The record is from the annotation of a GenBank genome assembly. NCBI's taxonomy places the organism in Eukaryota, Metazoa, Rotifera, Eurotatoria, Philodinida, Philodinidae.